Molecule: messenger RNA, 660 nt
Organism: Aureobasidium melanogenum CBS 110374
Lineage: Eukaryota; Fungi; Ascomycota; Dothideomycetes; Dothideales; Saccotheciaceae
Exons: 3
Coding region: 1-660 (219 amino acids)
Source: RefSeq, a predicted model, not a curated record
AUGCCUAUGACUUGGGACGCCGCAGCCGAUGCUAAGCUGUUCACCGCCGUCAUGGCAGUCUACGACAUCAAAAUCUCCGGCGCCCAGAACGAGAGAAUCGCAAAACUGAUGGGCGAUGAUGUCACUCCCAAGGCCAUCACCCACCGUCUCUCGAAAAUCAAAAGUCAAGCCUUGGCUACUGGUCCCUCGACCCCAGGAACUGUCUCUCGCAAACGCAACGCUCCCGGCAGCAAGUCUACCUCUACCAAGACACCCGCCAGCACCAAGGGCAAAGGAAGCAAUGGCAAGACUCUCUCCGCAACCCACACCAUCACCACCAUCAUGCACGACAACGGCUCCGACGACGAAGAAGACUUCGACACCCCUACCAAGACCACCGACCUCAAGAAGAGAAAGCUUGGCGCUAAAGGACCUAAGAUCGAAGAUGCCGAUGCUUCGGGCUUCUUUCCUGGUAUGGGAGGAGACGACGAUGACAAUGGCGAUGCUAUUGACUUUAGUGUUGGUUACCCUGGCAAGACCAACAUCAAGGUUGAGAACAGUGGCAACGGAGGCAUUGUUGAUUUGACUGAGGAUGUGGCUGUCAAGGUCAAGAAGGAAGUCAUUGAGGUUGUGGACAUGGGUUCGGCUGAGAGCAACGAUGAUGAUGAGAUGGCUAUCUGA